Molecule: messenger RNA, 2367 nt
Organism: Pseudo-nitzschia multistriata
Lineage: Eukaryota; Bacillariophyta; Bacillariophyceae; Bacillariales; Bacillariaceae
Source: the annotation of a GenBank genome assembly
CAUCCUCGUCUCGGCUUCGGACUGUUCACUUUUCAUUCUGCAUUUGACGAUUUCAUUGAAGUAAUUGCGGGCUUGGAAUAGCAAACACCUAAUAAACAAGGAAGCAACCUAGCCAUUACAGUAUCAGCAGCGAAAUCCAGCAAGAUGAGUGUAGAAGUAUUUCAAGGCUUUGAUCAGAUGGACAAAAAGGAGCGCAAGGCUGCCCUCAAGAAGGAGGCCGAAAAGCGGGGGAUUUCCUACGAUGAAAUGAAGAAGCAGUACAAGAACAGCACUCCGAGUGGUGGUAAGCGCAAAAAAAACGAAGCUGACAAACUUGAGUCCGAUGAACACAAGAAGGACAUCAAGCGAAUGCGUUCCUACUCCAAAGACCUGACCGACGAAAAGAAGGACGACGGCCCGGACUCCAAACGCCGAAGAACUCGAUCCAUGGACGAGGCUGAGGAGAAGAAAGCCAAAGCAGCCGCUGAAAAGAAUCUUACCCCUGAAGAAUGGAGGAAAGAGCAAACCAUUACACUCAAAGGUCACGGAAAAUACGCGAGUGAAUCGAAGUUUGCAAACCCGUUCAUUGAAUUCUCCGACGCCCCGUUUUCGGACCGCAUCCAGAGGACACUCUCUGCGGCCGGCUUUACCCGACCCUCUGCCAUCCAGGCACAGGCCUGGCCACUCGCGAUAGAAGGAAAGGAUCUGAUCUCGAUUGCCAAAACGGGAUCCGGUAAAACAUGUGGGUUCUUGCUUCCGGUAUUUCACGACUACGAGAAGAACAGAACAGGUAGAUCGGGAGGAUAUACCAAGCCCAUUCUGCUGGUCCUGGCACCAACACGAGAAUUGUGUGUUCAGAUUUCGGAGGAAUCCCGAAAGUUCGGAAAUCCCCUCGGCGUUCGAUCCGUCUGUUGCUACGGAGGAUCAUCCAAGUACCCCCAGAUCCAGGCCCUGCAGCGCGGUGUCGAGUGCAUUAUUGCUUGUCCCGGCCGAUUGAACGACCUGAUCGAAAUGAAGAAAUGCGAUCUGUCGGGCAUUAAAUACCUUGUUCUGGACGAGGCCGAUCGCAUGUUGGAUAUGGUGCGUGUGGUUGUCGACUAUUUGUCUUCUGCGUCCACUUGGUUCGUUUUUGUUUGCUGUAUCAUGGUUUUAUUUGCAAUUGGAACGUGUGAUUUUUGCUGGUUAUCCUUGUCCUCAAACCCAUCUUGAAACUCAUCCGUUCGUCUCUCUUCUUUUAAAAAAUCAGGGUUUCGAACCGCAAAUUCGUUCCAUUGUCGAAAAAACAAAUGCCGCGACUCGUCAAACGCUGCUCUUUUCGGCAACCUGGCCGAAAGAAAUCCAACGCCUGGCCCACGACUUUUUGAAGGACCCUGUCCAGAUCAACGUUGGCGAAGUCAACGCCUUGGUUGCCAACAAGGACAUCAAGCAGACCAUUCACAUGAUUUCGGAAGAGGAGAAGAUCGACAAGCUGGAGUCCAUCCUAAAGGAACUCACCGCCGAGGCUGGUGGAAACGACGACAAGGCACGAGUUGCGAACGGUGGAAAGGCCCACGCGAAGGUGAUUGUAUUUGUUGCGAAAAAGAUUAGCUGCAACGAUCUUGCCAACAAGUUGUGGGACGAUGGUUUUGCCGUAGAUUGCUUGCACGGAGAUAGACCGCAAUGGGAGCGUUCAAAGGUCAUGAAUGCGUUCAAGAGCGGAACACUGCGAAUGCUGAUUGCCACCGAUGUGGCUGCGCGAGGUAGGUUAAGAAUCACUGGUGGAAAUUUUCGAAACUUUGAUAUUUGGUGUUUCUCACGCAAACCUUUCACCCUGUUCCAUUUUUUAUGAUUUUUUUCAGGGCUUGACGUGAAAGACGUCGGGGUUGUUGUGAACUAUGACAUGCCUGCUGGUGUUAAUGGGGUUGAGGAUUAUGUCCAUCGAAUUGGACGUACHGGACGUGCCGGAGCGAAGGGAAUUGCGCAUACAUUUUUCACUGGCAAAGACAGGAAGUGUGCGACAGGCCUAGUGGAAGUCUUGACCAAGGCAGAACAAGAGAUUCCCCCGGAGUUGGCAGCAAUGGGAAGGCCUCGUUUUGGAGGCCGAGGAGGAUACCGAGGCGGUUACGGUCGAGGUCGAGGUCGUGGAGGCGGUGGCAGGGGCCGUGGCUACAUGAGUGGCGGCGGCGGUGGUUACGGACGAGGUCGUGGCGGAGGCGGCUAUGGGGGUGGUCGAUUUGGCGGCGGCAGGGGUGGUUAUCGCCGCUAAAAAACUCUUGCUCUAGUGGAGUAUUUCCGUAUCUAUUGCAACGACUAGGAACUUUUCCUACGCGCUCACUACUUAUAUUGUAGAUUUAUACAAACUAUCAAAUGGAACAACUUUUAAUGUGCAAAUAUAUGCACAUCUUCGUU